CGCAGUGCAAAAUCAGUUGCGGCAACAAUCGGUGUUGAUCUUUCCAACAUUCGCAAUGAAUGCGCCAUGUCAGCUGUGGCUACAUCCAGUUUAGACGGUUUCUCCGUCGAUGCAGCUGCGCUCGUGGAUAAUCCGCGGCAGGUAGCUGGAGCGUUUCGCCGAGACGGACUCGUGAAAGUCAAGAGGAUCUUGCCAGCAGAUGUCGCAGAGGCUGUUUGCAAGCGUGUGCACGAAGAACUUGCAUCUCGAAGGGCUGAAGGUGAUAGCACAUAUUUUGGCGAUGUCUAUGGGUAUGAGGACACUGGGCAGCGGUGGGAUUUGAAACUCCGGCUUUCCUCUGAGGUCAAAGAUGCAUUGAGGAUUUUGCUGGAGUCCUUGCAGGGAGUGCUGGAGUCGCUGCGCCCUUCUUGGCAGCUCACUGAACUCGCCGCAAUGUGCACUUUUCCAGCUGAUCCAGGGCAGCCAGUACAUGCCGAUACCUCGCAUGUGUAUGAUCAGCAGGUGGUGACCGUCUUUGUGGCUCUUCACGACAUACCUGCAGAGCGAGGGCCCACGAAGAUGUAUCCAAGAAGCCACUUGGACGGCGAGCUGCACCUGGGACUGAAGGAGGUAGACGAGAGCUGCGCAGUCCUUUGCACAAUGGAAUGUGGAGAUUGUGUACUGAUGGACAGUCGGCUGCUCCACUGUGGGACUGCGAACAAGUCAGACUUGUCUCCUCCUCGAUCAGUUUGUGUCUGAAAAGGGAUCUUCCUUGGAAUAUUUCAGUGUUUGGCUCGUUGUUUUUUGUUUUUUUUCUAUUUCUGCUGGAGAGGCACAGAUUCCUGUUCUAUUCAUCCUGGAUGCCGCCUGCAAGAAGGUCUCGAGGUUCGACAAACACUCUCUUGCCUGAGUAUGAGGACCGGCUAAUCCUGGUUCAGGCUCACAGCUCCAGCAGUCUUCGCGGUGGGAGCCAGGAAGAAGUGACAUGAAUCUUUCGGGUUUUUGGCCAGGAAGAACUCCAGCUUCACACCCAGAUUUGCGGGGCGAUUGAGGGUAUUCUGUCAUCGGCCACUGGUGGUUUUGGGGGAAAAACGUUCCCAAAAAGGUCUGAGCCACCGCUAGCCGCUAGCGUCCCAGGAGCGGCUCUCACUCCGGCAAUGGCCCACAUGGACUUCGAUGGAUGUUUGAGGCCAAAGUGCCCCCCAGACUGGUGACUGUGAUGACGUGACUGGCCUCCCUGUGAAGAUCGCACGAGAAGGCCGAGAAGGAGCGG
Molecule: messenger RNA, 1252 nt
Organism: Durusdinium trenchii
Lineage: Eukaryota; Dinophyceae; Suessiales; Symbiodiniaceae
Source: the annotation of a GenBank genome assembly